AUGCAAACCCUAGUUGGAAGAGCGACUGAGAAAAAGAUUAGAGCAAAAGCACAACUCAAUCUACCAAGCCUUCCCGAAGAAAUCGUUAUCGAAAUAUUCUCAAGAUUACCCCUCAAAUCUCUCGUAAAAUUUACUCUUGUCUCCAAGCAAUGGCGUGCUUUGAUUCAAUCAGUUUCUGUGAAAAUCGUACCACGAAACAAUGUUCUCGUUCGUGGAAGGUUUUCUCUUCACUCCAUCGACCAAGAUUUUCUUGUGAAAAUCGUUGAUGAACCUGUGAAAAAAAACCCAUAUGAAAUCUUCGGUUCCUGUAAUGGGUUGUUGCUUAUUAGGAUUCGCGAUCAUUUGUUCUUGUGGAAUCCGCUCACCAAGUGUUCGACGAAAGUCCUCUCAUAUGAGCCCUUGCUGUGUACUGGUUAUAGUGUUGUUUCUGGGCUUUGCUUUGACUCAUUUAGUAAUGAGUAUAAGGCUGUAAUGGCCCUUUCUCAUGACAUUACACUCUUCGGUGGUGAAUUCGUUGUAGUUGGUAGUCUCCGAAGCAAAACUUGGACAGAGAUCAACUUCCCCUACCAUUUUUGUAGUGUGAAAUCAGGACCUGUGGUGAAUGAAAAUCUACAUUGGUUUGCCUCUAAUAAAAGUUCGGAUCGCUUCUUCGCACCCCGUGAAAUCAUUUACUUCAAUCCGCGAAUGAACAAAUUCAAGAAAUUACCAAUGCCGCAACCUAAGAAUGGAGAUGGAGAUAUUAUACUUGGUUUGGGAGUUUUGGAAGGAUGCCUUUGUAUGGUUCGCUGCUACGAUGAGCAUCCAAGCGGUCAUGUGGGUAUUGUCGAGUUGUUGGCAAUGAAGGAAUAUGGAAUGCAAGAAUCUUGGACUACCAUGUUCAUCAUAUCGAAUUUGCCUGAGUUGGGUAUUUAUGAUAAUGUAGUGCCGUUGUGUUUUAUAAAGAAUGGUGAAUUACUAAUUAAAGUUGGCAGAAAGCAUUUGAGGGCAUACAAUCCUAAUGACAACUCUCAAAGGGAUGUUACAAUUCCAACUUAUUUGGAUGCAAUUGUGUAUGAGGAAAGUGUAGUUACACCUACUGGGUACAAUUGGGAGGAGGAAGUGUUGAGAGGGGAAGCAAUAUAUGUCGAAACAUCCCUUUCAGGCUCGAGGCGAAAGAUAAGAAAGGUAAUAGGUAAGUCGGACUAUGAAGAGUUAGACUCAGGAGAGGAGGAACACAGAGUAUUAGACUUAGAAGAGGAAUAG
This is a messenger RNA of Camellia sinensis, 1242 nucleotides long. Its product is annotated as F-box protein CPR1-like. The record is from RefSeq and is a predicted model, not a curated record. Gene Ontology annotation, molecular function: protein binding. NCBI's taxonomy places the organism in Eukaryota, Viridiplantae, Streptophyta, Magnoliopsida, Ericales, Theaceae.